Didymodactylos carnosus is the source of this 1167-nucleotide messenger RNA. Lineage: Eukaryota; Metazoa; Rotifera; Eurotatoria; Philodinida; Philodinidae. The record is from the annotation of a GenBank genome assembly.
AUGUCGUCCAGGCAAAAUUUACAAUGGUUUGAAAAUCGUUCUAAUGAUUAUAUUGAACUUGCAUCAGAAGAAAAUAAACCAACAAUAAAUCAAUUAUCUGAGUAUAAUUCGGAUGGUUCCCUAGUGUCAACGUCAGUUAAUCAACAUCCACCAACAACAUUAAUCAUUAAUGACGGAAAUACAAAUUAUAAUGAUAAUGAUGACAGAAUACAAACAUCGAAUACUAAAAUAGCUGAAAGUCUUGAACAACAUAAUGAAUCUACCAAAGUUCGAUCUUCUUCGGUUGCUAGUGUUUCGGAAGAAUAUGACUCUGAUGAGGAUUAUAAAGCAUUCAAAAAAUCGAAAGAAGGUUCACGACUAAGUCUGGCAAGUAUAAUAAGUGAAGCAAAGGCUCAUUACGACCUUGAAAUAUCGGGUUCAAUUGAUCUAAAAAUAAGUUAUAAUUCUAAAACCAGCGCUGUGGAAGUCUUCAUUAUUAAAUGUACAGACUUAGCACGUGCAAAAAGAAAUUCAUCUGAUCCCUAUGUUAAAAUUUAUCUACUACCUGAUCGUUCAAAAGCAUCAAAACGAAAAACAACCACCAAACAAAAUACAACAGAACCAGUUUUUGAAGAACAAUUUCGAUAUAAUAUACGUAAACAAGACUUUGAGACAAGAGUACUUUGGAUAUCUGUAUGGAGUGAAGAAAAACUUGGUAGCAAUGAUUUUUUGGGUGAAAUUCAUAUACCAUUAGUAGAUUGUACAAUGGAUAAAAUUGAAACACAUACACUAUUAGCAAGAUCACACAACGAUGAUUCAAAUUUCGGUAACAAAUCAACAUUGAGUCCAGGUGAUAUUGAAUUUCAACUAUCCUUUAUCGCAAAUCCAAAAAAUAAAGAAAUUGGUACAUUGCAGGUGACUCAUAUUAGUGCAAAAAAUAUUUAUCAUGGUAAACAUACUGUUGACGCCUUUAUUAAAGGGUUGUUGUAUCCAGAAAAAACCAAACGAAAAAUACCAAAUAUAAGUAAAGGUCCAAAUCCAAAAUGGGAGGCAUCGCUAAAAUAUGAAGGCGUUGCGUUUUCUGAUUUAAAUGAGCAAGCGUUAGAACUAAGUAUAUGGAAUCAAGAAAGAUUUCGAAAAAGUAUGCUUGGUUAUGUGAGAUUAAAUCUUGCAGCAGGUAAUCUUUGA